Drosophila busckii is the source of this 509-nucleotide messenger RNA. RefSeq lists its product as uncharacterized. The record is from RefSeq and is a predicted model, not a curated record. NCBI's taxonomy places the organism in Eukaryota, Metazoa, Arthropoda, Insecta, Diptera, Drosophilidae. The transcript has 2 exons. Bases 217 to 381 code for a protein of 54 amino acids.
AUGAAUCCUUUUUUAUUUUAUUGUAAGAGUCAACAGCUGUUGCAAGAGCUGCCACCCUACAUUAAACAGCUGAUUGCAUUUCUACAGGGCUGUUAAAUUUUAAUAGUUGGCAACGCGGUCAGUACACUGUCAUCCAAACAACGACAAAAAGGAAAACAAACUUAAAAUAAAUGAUAUAGUUUAUUGUUAACAAAAAAAGCAUUUAAAAAUAGUUUUAUGGAUUGCUGCGGCGGUGAAGUGCGCAGCGAAAGCAUUUACAGCAUGCUGCAGGCCAUAGUCGACUCCAAAGUGAUCAAUGUGCAGCUAUUUACAAUUGCUGUGGGCAUUUUCUUUGUCGUAUUGCUGUUAAAGAACAAAUUUCGAUGCUUCUCGGGCACGUAAAUGGAGUGGUGACGACUUGGAUUUAGUGUUUAUUUUAUGUAAUACUGUAAUCAGCAGCUAUGUAGCAGUGACGUCAUAGACAUUGAACAAAGGCGUUUCAGGGCCUUGAGUAAGGGGCGCAAGAGAGA